Helobdella robusta is the source of this 1500-nucleotide messenger RNA. RefSeq lists its product as hypothetical. Gene Ontology annotation, biological process: protein phosphorylation. Bases 138 to 1184 code for a protein of 348 amino acids. The transcript is spliced from 7 exons. NCBI's taxonomy places the organism in Eukaryota, Metazoa, Annelida, Clitellata, Rhynchobdellida, Glossiphoniidae. Gene Ontology annotation, molecular function: protein kinase activity; ATP binding. The record is from RefSeq and is a predicted model, not a curated record.
CUGUCUGUUAUAGCAAAGCGGGCUUUUCGAAAUGAUUUAAGAUUUAAAGUUUUAUAAGGAAAUAAUUUUAUUUAAUAGCUCAAUAAAUAUAAAUAAUAGUGAAAUAAUAAUUAUUCUAUAAUAAUAUUGACUAAAAUAUGGCUAAAAUUCAGCCGAAAACCGCAAUCAGUGUAAAUGAUUUUGAGGUGCUCGGCGUUAUUGGCUCUGGUUCGUAUGGUACUGUGAAAAAAGUUAUGAGAUUAAAAGAUAAAAAGAUAUUUGUUUGGAAAGAAUUAGACUACUCUUCGGCCUCUGAAAGUGACAAACAAAUGCUGGUUUCCGAAGUCAACUUGUUGAGAGAGUUGAAGCAUGAAAAUAUCGUGAAAUAUGUGGACAGGAUAAUUGACAGAAAAAAAUCUAUUCUUUUCCUAAUUAUGGAGUAUUGUGAGGGCGGGGAUCUCGCGUCAUACAUUGCUAAAGUUAAAAAAGAGGGAAGCACAGUUGAAGAGCAAUUUAUCUGGAAAGUGUGUUAUCAGCUAACCCAGGCCAUCAAAGAAUGUCAUUCAAGAUCGAAAUAUGGGCGUUCAGUCUUACAUAGAGAUUUGAAACCGGCAAAUAUAUUUUUAGACUCGCAAUUAAACGUUAAACUAGGCGAUUUUGGACUGGCCAGGGUCCUGAAACAUGAAACCAGCUUUGCUAAAACAUGCGUUGGAACACCGCUCUACAUGUCACCAGAGCAAAUGUCAGGAAUGGAAUACAAUGAGAAAUCAGAUAUGUGGGCCCUGGGGUGUUUGUUGUACGAACUGUGCUCUCUCAGGCCUCCGUUCGUUGCCAACAACCAAAUUGAGUUAGCUGCCAAAAUUUGCAUGGGCAAGUUUGAUAGGAUUUCCAAAAAUUAUUCAAUCAAGCUCUAUUCUCUUAUCUGCAGUCUUCUUGAUGUCGAUGUUGAGAAGCGGCCGAGCAUAGAGGUUCUCCUGCAGAACUCUGCCCUCCUGAACUAUCAUGCAUCCAACGAAAACAACAAGAUGCAACAACAUCAGCAGCAGCAAAACGAGUUGGAUAACAUGAGAGAGGAGAUUGCACAGUUGAAAAAUGAUCUCCUGGUGAAAAAAUUAGAACUGAAAAAACGAGAAAAAGAUAUCGAAGUGAAGGAAAAGGAGAUUGAAAAAAGGCUGACCGACAUUGAAGCAGAGAAAAGAAUAUAGCUGUAGUUGAAAAAUUAGUCCAAGACCGCAUGUCGAGAUCUUCUCAAUUAAUUUCCAGAGCAGAAAAACUGAUGCAGAUAUACUCGGCAGCUGAUGAGAAAACUAACGUGCCUUCGUACCAUUGCAACAAAAAUUACAACAACAUCAAUAAAAUUAACAACAACGAAAAGUCUAGCAACGACAUGACACUCGUGCCAAGCAACUGCAGCCGCAUUGUAUCACCGACUGCACAAGAAAUGACGUACAUAGGCGGGAAUAAAAGAAAGCAGAGAUUAAAUUCAUUAGGCAACACAUACGAGAAGCAUUCGUCCAUCCU